AUGGCUGGCGCGCAGUACUCGACGGCGUCUGACUCCGACGACGAGGGCGCAAAGGGUGGCCGCGGGAGGUCGGGCAGUCGUCGUCCUCGGCGAGGAGGAAACCAGUCACGCAAUGAGAAGACGUCGACCAAGUCGUCGACCUCGGCGAAGGACGCCGACUCCUCUGCUGGCGGCAAGGGGAAGGACGACAAGUCGGCGUCGUGCUCUCUGGUCGGCGUCGUGGAGCCGACCGUCUCGCUGGCGCCGGAGGCCGGCGAGGACUUCCAGGCGGUGGCGGCAGCUGUGCAGGCGAAUCCGGCGGUGGUCCUGCUCGACAGCGGCUGCUCCCACCACCUGAUGGGGACGAAGGACGCCUUCGUCGACUUGGGGCCAAGCGGCGACGUGAAGCACGUGCGUGGCUUCAAUGGGGCGCUGCAGGACGUCCAGGGCCGCGGCACCGUCGCCCUGCAAGGCGAGGCCGGGAAGCAGGUGCUCAUCCCCGACGUACUGUACGUCCCGGGUGUGCGGGCAAACCUGCUGUCGUCUGGCCAGCUGAAGGAGCACGGCGUGAAGCUGCACGAGGACGGCGACGGGAUGCUGCUUGUCUCAGCAGCAGGAGAGGUGCUCGGUCAGGCGACGUACUCCGGGCGAGUCCUCUGCACCGACCUGCGUCCCUGCUCGACGAAGUCGACGUCACCCACGCCGGAGGUUGUGGCCCUGCGGGCGAUCGUCUCGAAGACGAGGUCGACGCCGGACAGGCUGCAUGCUCGGCUUGCACAUAUUGGAAUGGACACCAUCAGGCGCUCGGCGAAGAACGAGGUCGUCAUUGGGCUGGACCUCAAGUCGGCGACGGGCGCCGACUCACCGUGUGUCUCGUGUGUCGGCGGGAAGCUGGCGAGGCACACCUUCCCCGACCACGGCUCCGACGCCGACGACGUGUUGGCCGUCGUACACAUCGACUUGUGCGGGCCAUUCCGCGUGGCUGCCAAGGACGGCAGCCUGUACUUCUUGCUGCUAAAGGACCGCAAGACUCGCUACGUGUGGGUGCGGCCGGUCGCCAAGAAGUCCGACGUGCUGCGGGAGUUCGAGCAGUGGCUGGUGAUGGCGGAGCGACAGACCAAGAAGUCGGUGCUAAUGCUGCGCUCUGACCGGGGAGGGGAGUUCCUCGGAAAGGACUUCACCGCCCUCGUGGACGGCAAGGGGAUCCUCCACGACCUCACCUGCCCAUACACUCCGCAGCAGAACGGCAUGGCGGAGCGGGAGAUGAGGACGGUGGUGGAGUCGGUGCGGACGAUGCUGCUGCACAUGGGCGUCCAGCACCACUGGUGGCACCUCGCUUUGCGGCAGGCUGUCUGGGUCCGCAACUGCCUGGAGAGGUCGGCGACGCCGGGGACGACACCGUACCAGUUGCUCACCGGGAAGAAGCCCGACUUGUCGCUGGCGCGCGUGUGGGGCUGCAUGGCGCAGUUCCUCGUCCCCGAGCAGCAGCGUGGUGGGAAGCUGAAGCCGAAGGCCCGAUGGGGCCUUCAUCUCGGCGUGUCGGAGGAGAGCAAAGGCUGGGAGCUCCUCGACAUCGCCGACAACCGGGUGGUCACCACGUCGGACGUGGUGUUCUACGAGGACAUGUCGCUGGAGGUGUGGAAGUCGGAGCACGGGCCAGUGUCCGGACGGACGCCGAGCACUCCGCCGACCGACACCUCGACGGCGACGCUGCCUCUGCUCGCGGCGGUCGGUGAGCUCGCUGCUGGGGACAUCGCGGUCGACCAUCCUCCUUCCCCUCCUCCCACGACCCAUGUUUCUCCCCUCGUGGCCGACAUGCGUGGACUGACUCCGGUGUCGGCCUCCGGCGAUGAGGGGAGUAGUGGGACGUCGCCUGCGGCCAAGAGCAUCGCCGGUGGCCGACGUGACGGGCAGCAAGUCGACGUGGGAGUGAAGUCGACGCCGACAGGGGAGCAGGCAGCAACAAGGCCGACCAAGGAGCAGUCGGCGACCUGGCAGUCGACAGGGGAGCUGACCGCAGGGGAGGAAUCGGUCGGGACGCCGACCGAGGUGCAGCAGGACGACGAGGAUGAUGAAGGGGAGCAGUUGGGCGACGAGGAGUCCACCGACAGUGACGUGGGAGAGGCCCAGGCUGGACCACGGCGUACAGGCCGCCUUCGGAGGCCUCCCGACUUCUUCGUCCCGGCUGCCUUCACCACGGUGUAUGACGUGGUCGACGAGGACGACGACCUGCUGUACGACGACGCCGAUGAGGAUGAAGACCUGCUGGAGCUCGACCCCGACAUGCACGCCGACCCCGAGCACCGUUGGGAUAUCUCCACGAUGACGGUGAAGGAGGCGCUGGCUAGCUGGAAGGGUCCGGCGGUGAAGGCCGCCAUGGAGGAGGAGAUCCGCAGCCUCAUCGGCAUGGGGACGUGGGAGCUGGUCGAACGCCCACCCGGGGUCAACAUCAUGAAGAACCGGUGGGUGUUGACGACGAAGUACCACAUCGACGACACCAUCGAGCGCGAGAAGGCGAGGCUGGUCGUGAAGGGCUUCACGCAGGUGUAUGGCGCCGACUACGACGAGACGUACGCGCCGGUGAGCAGCUACGUCACGCUGCGGAUUUUCCUCAGCAUCGUCGCCGUCUUCGACCUCAACCUGAUGCAGCUCGACAUGAAGAAUGCCUUCCUGCAGAGCAAGCUCGACCGCGUGCUUUACAUGUACCAGCCGGACUACUUCAAUGACGGGACCGGCCGGGUGUGCAAGCUGCUAAAGAGCCUGUACGGGCUGAAGCAGUCGCCGCUGCUGUGGUACAAGGCUCUCAACGACGUGCUGGUCGGUGCUGGCUGGAAGAAGAGUCGGGUCGACGAGGCUCUCUACUUCAAGGUCGGCGUCGACAAGGUGACCUGUUGGGUGCUGGUCUACGUCGACGACCUGCUCGCCGCCAGCAGCAGCCCCGAGAUGCUGAAGGAGCUGAAGGAGCUGCUGGAGGCCGCCUUCGAGCUGCGUGAGAUCUCGCCGGUGCAGAAGUACCUCGGGCUGGAGAUCGUGCGCGACAGGUCGGCGGGGAAGCUAUGGCUGCACCAGCAGGGCUACGCCGACAAGCUGUGUAGGCGCUUCAUCGAUGAGGAGCAGGGCGGUCGGACCCCGAAGACGCCGGUCUCGGUCGACGCCUACGCCGAGCUCACCUUCGACGACGAGGAGGCGCAGGAGCGUCAGGAGGAGGAGUACCGGCAGAAGGUCGGCUCGCUGCAGUUCACGGCGACGACGACGAGGCCGGACAUCGCCUUCGCCUGCAGCAAGCUGGGGAGCGGCCUCACGGUGAGGAGCGACCAGCACUGGCGCGAGGUCGACCGCUGCCUUGCCUACCUCGCCAACACGCGUGACACCGCCUUGGAGUUCGGCGGUGGACCUGAGUCGCUGGAGCUGGUCGGCUAUGUGGACGCCGACGAUGCCGGCGACAAGCAGAACAGGACGAGCACGGGCGGCUACGUGUUCGUCUACGGAGGAGCCGCAGUCUCCUGGUCGAGCCAGCGCAUCAAGUGCGCGACGCUGUCGUCGACCGAGUCGGAGUACGUGGCGGUCGUCGAAGCCGGCAAGGAGGGACGCCGACUUCGCUUCCUCCUGGCAGAGUUCCAGCAGCUAGAUGCUGGGAGGCCGAUGGUUCUAAGGGUGGACAACAAGUCGGCCAUCACAGUCGCCGAGGGCAUGGGGUUGACGGGCAACCUCAAGCACAUGGAGCGGCGACAGGCCUGGCUGCAGCACAUGGUGAAGCGGGGGAAGUUUGCGCUGCAGUACAUCCCGACCGCUGAGCAGCCGGCCGACUUCUUGACGAAGGCGCUGCACUAUCCGGCCUUCAACUGGUGCUCCGUCGCCAUCGGCCAAGUGCGUCUGGCCGACGUGGGCAACGGCGACGACGACGUGCAGCAGUAG
Messenger RNA from Closterium sp. Yama58-4, 3894 nucleotides. Lineage: Eukaryota; Viridiplantae; Streptophyta; Zygnematophyceae; Desmidiales; Closteriaceae. The record is from the annotation of a GenBank genome assembly.